This is a messenger RNA of Drosophila mauritiana, 827 nucleotides long. RefSeq lists its product as uncharacterized. The transcript is spliced from 3 exons. The record is from RefSeq and is a predicted model, not a curated record. The coding region runs from base 237 to 584 and encodes 115 amino acids. Lineage: Eukaryota; Metazoa; Arthropoda; Insecta; Diptera; Drosophilidae.
AAUUGCCACCUGGCCGGCGGUGUUGCCACAUCGCUGGAUUUCGUGCUGUGAUUGUCUGGGUUGAAAGAAGAAGCACAGCGGAUCAGCUGUUACUCACAGGCGGCUCAAAUUGAGUUAUGUGCUAACGCGUUUGUGGAAGAUUUGGGCGCGCAAUUCAAAAAUCAUUCCAAGCAGCAUACGUUGGCCUCAUAACUCAACCCAAAAUCCAUUGUAACAGAAAUAAUUUGCUGUGAAAAAUGAACUCAAUAGUGAUUUUUAUUCCACUCCUUUUCUUCGGAAUCACACUCGGAGCACCUUUUCCCAAUGAUUUAUGUGGGAAAAUGGCAGUGCCAAAUAAUUCUGUUACUAUCAAAACCGAAGAAUUUUUGUUGGAGAACGAAAAUAUUCCCUUUGGUCUUCACAAUAUUCCGCACUUCAUAAAACAUCUCGUUGCAAAUGUGGACAGGGAGAUCCCGGGAAAGAGAAACCCGAACAUUUACAGCAAGAAUUCUCAGAACUCCAAGAACAGUUCAGAAAUGGAUUAUGUCCAGACAAUGAGGUUUCUUAUCGAGACCAUUGCCAGAUGGAUUGGACUCCUUUCAUAGGCGUAUGUUCUUUUUUGAUACAUUUUCCAGCUGUGAAGAAUUCCAACGCGCUCAUAAAUAAGAAAAUGAAAGGAGAAGACGAUGAGGUUUUGAUGAUUUCAAAUGAGAGGAACUUGAUGAGAUUUUUUGGUCAAGAGCAUUUAUUUCGAAUUCAGUUUUCAACGAGGCCAAAGGAGAAAAGAAAUGAAGUACUAAAACUGAUAAAUGAUAGAAGAAUUCAAAAGAAAUAAGCCACAGAAAGCU